This is a messenger RNA of Homarus americanus (American lobster), 8297 nucleotides long. Its product is annotated as ras-specific guanine nucleotide-releasing factor 2-like. Gene Ontology annotation, biological process: Ras protein signal transduction; positive regulation of GTPase activity. The coding region runs from base 1891 to 6405 and encodes 1504 amino acids. The transcript is spliced from 30 exons. Gene Ontology annotation, cellular component: plasma membrane. Lineage: Eukaryota; Metazoa; Arthropoda; Malacostraca; Decapoda; Nephropidae. Gene Ontology annotation, molecular function: guanyl-nucleotide exchange factor activity; protein binding. The record is from RefSeq and is a predicted model, not a curated record.
GCCCUGCACCCCUGUGAGGACGCACGCCGCUCUUGCCCGCCACCUAUUCUCAGCCGCACGCCCGCACGCCCUCACACACCUGCCCGCACCACACCGUCCAUCCGCAGAGCUGCAGUCAGCGUGCCCGUACCCUGAGGAAACUAGUAGUGUUGCUACUACAGCUGAUGGUAAUGGUGGUGGCCACGCUUGACCUCGGGGACGGCGCGCUGCCUCGCUAGCGGAACCCCACUGCCACCACCGUUAACCUCUGACCCGCCCCUCACCCAGGCUCUCCUCUCACUGCUCAAGUGACGCAGGCGAGAUGGCCACUAAGACAUUAUACCACUGAUAAUGAUUUGGCAGGAUCCGUGACGACUGAGGUGUGGUGUGCAGACCUCGGUGUACCUGUGCCCUCACCUAGCGCCACCACCUGCACCCAGGCCUUACCUUACACCCUGGGCCAUCCCGGCCUUCAGCGCCCUCACACACCACACGAGAUACACACCUACCAUGAGCUUGGGUUUCCAUGACCCAGCAAAGCGUAACAUGUGACGUCGUCGAGGGUCAAGUGUGGUCAUACGAGGUGGACAGGUGUGAGCGACCGUAACACCUGCCUCACAUUACUCCCGGGUUACUCUGGCCCACGACCCCUGCCCCCCGUUACCCAUCAACAUUCUAUCUGACUGGCGAGUUACAAGUGUCAGCUCAAGUCUAGGUGAGGUGGGCGUGUGGUCGGGCGUGUGACAGGUGUGCUGGGGAAUUGUGUGGUUGUCAGGUGGAGCUGAAGAGGACCAAGUGUGCCGCUGCCCCGACAUCCAACUCACAACAGAGGAGGAGGUGAGCGUGUCCCGGGACACAACAGGUGGACGGCAAUCCAGGUUACCAGGGCGGAAGUGUCUCCCAGGCGAGCUGCUGCUCUUGUUGCCUCACAUGUGUGUCGCCUCAAGUAACUAAGAAGGUGCAUCAUCCUGUUGUGCAGCAGAUAACAAAGAUCUACCCUCCCUGCACCUGACUCCAGGAGUAAUAUUUACCCCUGCUCGAAGCUGUUCACAUACUGUAGGCGUCGUUAAUUUUUUUUUUUAUGUUUAACGUUUGUUAACAGCAGCGGUAAUGGGAAGAGCUGCGCCGCACACAAUCAAGAGUGACAGCAGUCUGCCUAGAGGAGCAAACACAUGUUCAUCCAUGUGUGCUCGUGUGGACCAAUACCUGCUGACCUACACUUAGAUUAUUGUUUAGAUAACUGUUUUGUAACAUAUGUUUCUUACAUGACAUGAAGUGAUACAAUUCCUAUCUUUUUGUAAUCAAAUUCAAAGUCACUUGAAUAAUUAGUUUGAGAUAGCAUGGUUGUUUGGGGCCUCGCCAAGCUCCAAAGCUUAACAUAUCAACUGAGGAUAAGCAACCCUCGGAAUGACCAAUGUUUUAAUCAUACUUUCUGAGAACUGUAAUUAUGAAUAUCCUCAAGCUCUCUUACCCCUUUGUGAUUUUGAACUCCCGUGAGCUAAGUUUUACAUGAAAGACAAAACUUGUCAAAGUGUAACUGAGAUUACUACUACUCAAGCUGGAUAUAGUAAAGCAGAUUUUACUGGGAGGAUUAACGAACACUCGCUUGUGUAAAGUUGAAGAACGGACAGGUAGCCAUCGUUCUACCUGUCAUUCUAUUGAAAGCUUUCUCAGGUAGCCCAACAUCCGACCAUGUGACAUAAGGCCUAUCAAGUUUUCUGGGCGUCCCGCCGCGCUCAGGGGUCCACCACCUCUAACUCAACACUCACCACCGCUACUACCACAACCACCUCAUCCUCCGCCUUAAGCAGACGCACAAGUAAGACUCCUGCCGCUGCCAGUAGCGCCUCCAGUACCAGCGGGACCUCCAGCACCAGUCCCACCACCACCACCAUCACGUAUACCGUCAAGAUGCUAAGUCCUAAGAUGCAGCGCACCAUCAGGAUCAACGAGAACCAGGUCCUGAUGUUGGCCGAGAAGGCGCGCCAUGACCACAACUAUUCUGGCUACCUCUACAAGCGCUCAUCGGACUCCAACAAGUGGCAGAUUAGAUGGUUCACACUCUACCAGAAUCUGUUGUUCUACUCAGAGGGAGAGGCGAGUGUGAAACCAUCUGGUGUGAUCAUGUUGGAGGGCUGCUACUGUGAACGUCUCAUUACUACCAAUACCAACACCAAGAACAAGGACACUGAAAAACAGUUCUGCUUUGCCAUAACGUACCGCCGCGAGAACCAGCGUCAGUAUGACUUAAAAGCAGAGACAGAAGGUGAAUGCAAGGCUUGGAUAGACGUGAUCCGUCAAGCAUCGUUCAACAAACUGCUUCUACAAAAGGAGGAGCUGGAACAGAAGCACCUGCACCUGCUACAGAUAGUAGAGAGUGAGAAGACAGCCAAGUGGCAGUAUACGCAGCAGUGUGAGGAACUUACCUCAGAGAUCAAGAAACUCCGUGCUGAGCUGUGCACGCUGAAGAAGGAGUGGCGUGUGGUGCCCUCAAGGAGACUGGAGGACCUUCCCGAGGAUUCUGAGGAGAUUAAGAAGAUCAAGAAGGUGCAGAGCUUCUUCCGAGGGUGGCUGUGUCGCAGGCGGUGGAAGCAGAUCGUCGAAGAGUACAUCAGGUCUCCCCAUGCUGAGAGUAUGAGGAAGAGAAACAGCCUGGUGUUCCGUAUGGUGGAGGCUGAAGAGGAAUACGUGGAGCAACUCAACCUCUUGGUGUCUUGCUUCUUGCGACCCUUCAAGAUGGCGGCGUCGAGCAAGAAGCCACCCAGUACCCACGAGGAUGUCAACAGUAUCUUCCUCAACUCAGAAACGUUGCUCUUCUUACAUCAGAUCUUCCUGAAGGGGCUCUCAGCUAGAAUGGAGAGCUGGCCCACACUAGUUCUGGACGGGGGGCGCGAACCAAACUCCGCGGGCUCCUCCCCACGCCAGAAGAAGACCUCCUGCAGCACCAUCCAGCUGCUGGGAAACACACAUCUGGGAGACUUGUUCGACAUGCUGCUGCCAAUGCUGAGCAUCUACCAGGAAUACGUGAGGAACCAUCACUACAGCCUACAGGUGUUGGCCGAGUGUAAACAAAACCCACACUUCGGUGCCUUCCUCAACCGUUUAGAAAAUAAACCAAACCUACAGGGCCGCACUCUGGAGACAUUCCUCACCUACCCUAUGCAUCAGAUCCCUCGGUACAUUAUCACCCUACACGAGCUAUUGGCCCACACACCCCACAACCACGUAGAGAGGAAGAGCCUUGACCAUGCCAGGAUGCAGCUGGAAGAUCUCUCCCGACAGAUGCACGACGAGGUGAGCGAGACAGAGAACAUCCGGAAGAAUUUGGCCAUCGAAAGGAUGAUCGUUGAGGGUUGCGACAUACUUCUCGACGUCAACCAGAUGUUUGUACGUCAGGGGUCGCUGAUCCAGGUUCUGGGAGACCGCCCUCGCUCAACCAAGAGUCGCCUCGGCCAGUUCAAAAGUGAGAAGGAUGCAGUGCGUCAGUGUUUCCUUUUUAGCAACCACCUUAUCGUUGCGACGAGGACCUCUGGCGGGAAACUGCACCUGGUGGCGGGGGUGGGAAAGGUGCCUCUAAACAACGCCACGCUCAUCGAAGACCCAAAUGAACAAGGCAAUCAAGACGAAGACGUGGAGUCGGUGUGUUCGUUUUCGUCACAGAGCAGCGGAGUGAGUGACAGUUCAGCAGCAACCAGUAGUGGAUCAGGACCCGGCAAGAACUUCAACGUGGAACAAGCAAACCUAGAUUUCAAGAUCGUUGUGGAGCAGAAGAGUGGCUUGCCUAUAACACUUCAUCUCGUGGCGCCCACUAUGCAGGAGAAACAAGCCUGGAUUAGCGACAUUAGUCAAUGUUUGGACAACGUACACUUCAACAAUUUAUUCCGCUCCUCCAUCUCCGACACUUCAUCAAUAACGAUGCCACACUUCAUCAAAAAUGACCCCAAGCUAUUCCGGGAUGACAUCGAUAUUCGCUUCUCACGCACACUCAACUCUUGUAAGGUGCCCCACAUUCGGUACGCCACACCGGAUAGGCUGCUGGAGAGAUUGACCGAUCUUCGUUUUCUGUCCAUUGACUUCCUCAACACUUUCCUCUUGACCUACCGUGUCUUCACCGACGGUAUCUCUAUUCUUGAAGCCCUUAAGAAGGUCUACUACAACCCAGACGUCCACGACCAGAUGGCCGACUCUCGCGAUUCUUCUGUUGAGAGAUCUCCAGAGUAUAUAGCGUCCCCACCCCCAGACCUCGACAGUGACCGCAACUCUCCAAGGCGUGUUUCAACCUUCAGUGCUUUCUCCGGGUUUGAGGUGGAGGCGCCUCGCGAACGCUGCUGGACGUUUGAUGCGCAGGUGGCAAAAGCGUCCGGCAAUCAACACUGGCGGUGGUCAUACAGGAGAUGCCUUCUACCCUGCACAGUUGAGGAGGAACAGAGGGAGCAAGAGGAGCGUCGUAUCAGAGAGGAGGCGGCAGUGAACGAAGCUACCUUCCACACCAACAGUCUCCCCGCCAGUGCACCAAACUCACCGUUCAGCCCCAAGAAGGUGACCAUCAGAACAGACGAUGACCACAAGUUCCUCACCAUCCCAAAAGGUCGCCGUAAUCUGGUUGGGUCUACAUCAUCAGCUGAGACCCUCAUCGGGGAAGACUUAAGUAUGAGCCAACCAGACAGUCCAACAGAUGUCUCCACCUCAACCUUAGUGGGAGGUGGCGGGAUGCUGGGCUUCUCAGAAUGGCGGUUACCGUUUGAGGCGGAACGUCAUAGCCGCAGUCGUCGUCCAUCCCGCAUCCUGGACGCUGUCACCUCCCCGCCUCGCCCAUGUUCAGUGCCGCGACGUUCUCUUCCACGCAGAAUGUCGUCACUAGAGGAGCGCCCUCAGGGAUGGAGUAAGUUCGAGGCAGCUACUUCGGGUUCAGAGGCUGAGGACGAGCAAGACAUCUUGGGUACGGGAGUAAGGCCCCGCUCUACUAACAGAUCUCACAGCGCUGCCACCACUUCUGGGUUCCUCUUGGUGGGCCAUCGUACCAAGGGUGGCAAAAGACCCAGCUGUGAGAGUGACGCGGCCCUCACUGCUCUGGGUCUAGGGGGUCUGGCUUCUCCCCGCUCUAGCGUCCAUACCGCUACCCCGAGGUCAUCCUUCCAGGUACCAGACUCCCCCUCACACUCAGUGCCGCGGGUUGGUGUGGUUAUCACCUCCUCCAGACAGUCUCAGCGCAGGAGCAGUAGUGCAUCUGCAGCAGCUGCCUUUGCUGUGGCCACGGCAGGCUCGAGCAACCCCAGGGAUAUCCCUAAGACGCCUCCCCUGGGCCGCUUCUCCGUGGGUGGGGAGGGGCGCCGCUCCUCUUUCAGGGAACGACCUCGUCAGGAGUCCAUCAUAUGCACCGCCGCCACCAUGCGAGUCCUCAAUGUGUUGCGCCACUGGGUAUCUAAACAUUCUCAGGACUUCGACUGUGACCCGCGGUUAAGGAACAUGACAAUAGAGUUCCUGGAGGACAUGGUAUGCUGUGCCACGCUACUGCCAGCCGAGCACAAGGCGGCGUCACAGCUGCUGCGGCUCCUCACCAAGGAAGAACCUCCCAACCCACAGGUGGAGCUGGCUACCCUCCUCGCUCCCUCCUCUACCCCAAGUAAGGAGAGCAUCGAGACACUAUCGGCUCUUGAAGUUGCAGAACAAAUGACAUACGUUGACCAUCAGAUUUUUGUGGCUAUUAGAAGCGAGGAGUUCCUCAAGACCGCCUGGAUGAAACCUGACAAGCAAAUUAAAGCCCCCAAUAUUCUCCUCAUCACCCGUCGCUUUAACGAGGUGUCACGCUUGGUGGCCUCUGAAGUGAUCCGCGGCGCUACUCUCGCUUCCCGCACCGCUGUCAUCGAGAAGUGGGUCGCCGUCGCUGAUAUCUGUCGCUGCCUCCACAAUUUCAAUGGCGUACUCCAGGUGUGCGCUGCCUUCCAGAAUUCAUCUGUAUUUCGCUUGAAGAAAACAUGGGAGAAAGUCUCAAAGACGACACGUCAGACCCUGGAGAAGCUGCAAGCGCUGGUGUCAUCGGAUGGAAGGUUCCGUAGCCUGCGUGACGCCCUCCACCGCUGUGACCCGCCCUGCAUCCCUUACCUGGGCAUAUACCUUACCGACCUUUCCUUCAUCGAGGAAGGCACACCCAAUUUUACAGAUGAGGGCCUUCUUAACUUUUCUAAGAUGAGGAUGAUUGCUCACACUAUCCGUGAGAUUCGUCAAUUCCAGCAGACACCAUACAAGAUAGAACAUAACCAUCGUGUUACAGUGUACCUGUUGGACCCUACCUUGCUCCUGAGCGAUGACAACCUGUAUCGCUUGUCACUGGACCUGGAGCCUCGCAGGUCCACCCUCACACACGUCACAGCUCCCCUUCUGGCAACCACGGCAUCGUCUGCCUCUUCCUCCAGCUCUUCUUCCUGACAGCGGCGUCGCACAGCUGGAGAGAUUUGGGUAAGCAUCUGAGGCCCGCCCCCCUGGAGCCGCGUCGCAUAACAGGGGGGCCACAGCAGAUCCCAAGCUGCUCUCAUCCGCUUGGGACGUCAAGAAAGGAGAAUACUGACAUCGACAGCAGAUAACGGAAACGACCAUCAUCAUACAAAAUUAUGACAAUAUUUUAUUCAUGGUGAAGAUUUUACUCCUGAGUGUUCGUUAUCCAAAUUCUGAUUUUCUUUCGUAUAUUUUUAACAGACUGUAAGCAAUAUUUCACUGCAACUCAUAAAGAUGCUACUCAUGUUUGAUCAUGUGUGGUAUGCUUUUAAAAGCUCUGAUUGCGUUCCCCACUAAUUCAAACAUUAACCUAAUAUCUUUCAAUCAAGGACCACGUGUAAGUUACAAGAUGGAACAGUUUGGGUAUGACCAUAUUUUUUUAUUAAAAUCAAGGUUGGGAGUGAGUAUAAGAUAUGCUGAGGGUGAUGAUGCGGCGAGUGGUAGCGGCCCGCACACCACGCCAACAACCCGUCAAACUAAAACAUCUACAUUUCCAUAACUUGCAGGCUGAACUUAUCCUUAAUUAUUUAGUUACCAGGUGCCAAAAAUUGAAUUAUUCAGCACAAAGUAUAGUUUCAAAUAUGAUUUAAAACUGAGCAACCGUAGCAUAAUAAGUUUAAACUGAAAUGGAUAAUUUACUCUAUCAAUAUUUCAAUAGACGGAUGAUUAAUCGCUCACGUUACAAAUUAAGAUUAUAUACCGCAGUAGUUCCACAAUACACUCUAUCGGUAUCAAUCUAAAUUUUGAGUAGAUAUUUCUUAAUUACAGAAAUUAUUAAAAUUCUGUCAUGAGAAAUGUUUGAUAACCGCCUGUCUUGUCCCACGUUGUUCUGGAUGAGUUGGUUCAGUUUUGUUCAGUAUUUAGUAGCGACAUCAUAUUCAUCAAUUACCGAUAUUUUCGUGAGACUUCAGUUAUUAGAAUAUUUCUUCCUGUAUGCCAACGUACCAUAGACAUCACUGAAUCCCUUCUAUAACAGAAUUUGUGUUAGUCUAUAGGCAGUAGUGCGUCAAGACUAGAUGGUCCACGCACCACCACGGCAGAGGUAAAGCGUUUCUUUUGUACUUCAAUGAUAGUUCUUUACCUACCCCCUCACACACACACACACACAUACACUAUAGCCCCCUGCUGACAAACUGGUCCCGUUUGUUAUUUCAUAUGCAUCAAUAGGUAUACAGUAUAUCCGUUGGCAGAACGACUGUAUCUGCUUGGGUGAUUUGCUAACCAUUAAAAGACAAGUAGCAGUCAGAACAAUUUGGCACAGGAUAUCAUAAUUUGUAGUAGGAACAAAACACGCUUUCCUUUUGCCGUUCAUUAUAAUUAUUUGUCUCGUGAGUCAGUAUCAUUGUUAUGAAUCGUCCUUCAGUGUCUAUAGUAUCGAAACCGCUUUUCAGAUACUGUACUCAGUUGGUGUACUGUCAUUAUGCUGCUGAUUAUCUUUUUUAUCUGUUUACGACAACGGGGUACCAGUUUACCCUGGUGGUUGCUGCAUAAUUAUCAUAUCCCAAACUGCUCUGCAAAUAUUGUUUAUUCCAGGUUUUCUGAAUUCGGGGUUUCAUUUUACUUUCGGUCUUAUCUUCCUAUGUCUUUGGAAAUGUUUUUGUCAAUGGGUUUGGAUCCUUAACACGAAAAUUGGUGGAUACGGUCAGUAACCGAAUUAUAAGAUGAAUCUGCUUGAGCCACCCUGCUGUGAGAGUAAAAAAUAUACCUUAUGGGACUAUAUCACUUAUUUCCACGAUAUAUAUAUAUAUAUAUAUAUAUAUAUAUAUAUAUAUAUAUAUAUAUAUAUAUAUAUAUAUAUAUAUAUAUAUAUAUAUAUAAUGUAUCUA